AUGAUAAAAUUAUUGCAACCAUUGGCGAUGGGUCGUUUGAUUCGUUAUUUCCGAUUCGAUAAACCGUUAUCGAUGCAAGAGGCGUAUAUGGCGCUGAUUGCGUUAUCACUCGUCAGUGUUCUUAUACCAUUGAUACAUCAUCCGUAUUUCUAUGAACUGCAGAAGAAGGGUUUGGAGUUGAAAGUGGCUGCGUGUGGAAUGAUUAUGCAAAAGGGACUUCAAUUGAGCAGUUCAGCCCUACACAAGACCACUGUUGGUCAUAUAGUAACGUUGAUGUCGACGGAUGUAGCGAAGUUCGAUAUGAUGUUUAUAUUCGUUCAUUAUUUGUGGCUAUCACCCCUGAUUCUUGUCUCAUAUACGGUUAUGUUAUGGCGUGAGAUUGGCUUCUCUUCGGUGGUUGGCUUUGGUGCACUUAUAGUAUUGGUGCCGAUUCAAGGGUAUUUCAGUCGAAUGAUGGGAAGAUGCAGGCGUGAAAUUGCAAUGAGAACUGAUAAACGUGUCAGUGUUAUGAAUGAAAUAUUGAACGGAAUUCGAGUGAUUAAGAUGUACGCAUGGGAGGAGGCAUUCGCGAAUAUUGUCGAUGAACUGCGACAGUAA
Molecule: messenger RNA, 597 nt
Organism: Anisakis simplex (herring worm)
Lineage: Eukaryota; Metazoa; Nematoda; Chromadorea; Rhabditida; Anisakidae
Source: the annotation of a GenBank genome assembly